AUGCCGGUCUCAAUAUCUCGACAAUAUCUCCGGGGUGCUUCUCGAGCCCUGCUGUUCACCAAUGGCUCUCGAUUGGCGAUCUGCUGCACCCGGCGCAGAGGGUUUGCGGACGUUGCGGGGAACGAUAUGACACUGCCUUUGAAGGGGUACAAAGUCUUGGACAUGACAAGGGUUCUUGCGGGUCCAUAUUGUACACAAAUACUUGGUGACUUGGGCGCAGAAGUUAUAAAAAUAGAGCACCCUAUGAAAGGAGAUGAUACCAGACAUUGGGGUCCACCGUAUGCGAAAUAUAAAGAAGGUUCUGGUCAGGAGGGUCCUGGGGAAAGCGCCUACUUCUUUGCUGUGAACCGUAACAAGAAAUCACUCGGCCUUUCAUUCCAACACAAAUCUGGCGUCGAUAUCCUCCACAAGCUCGUCGCAGAAAGUGAUAUCCUAGUUGAAAAUUACCUACCUGGCACGCUGAAGAAAUAUGGCAUGGAUUUCGAAACCCUCAAUAAGAUAAACCCACGUUUAAUCUACGCAUCAAUUACUGGCUACGGCCAGACUGGCCCAUAUUCAAAUCGAGCUGGCUACGAUGUUAUGGUAGAAGCAGAGUUUGGUUUAAUGCAUAUCACGGGGAGCCGAGAUGGGCCACCAGUCAAGGUGGGGGUCGCUGUCACUGAUUUGACAACUGGACUAUAUACUAGCAAUAGUAUUAUGGCAGCAAUUAUUGCCAGGGCGAGGACUAAUAGAGGGCAACAUAUUGAUGUUGCGCUGAGCGAUUGUCAAGUUGCUACUCUUGCAAAUAUUGCUAGUAGUUGUUUGAUCAGUGGAAAGAAAGAUGAGGGACGAUGGGGGACAGCUCAUCCUUCGAUCGUUCCUUAUAGAUCCUACAAAACCAAAGAUGGAGACGUCCUCUUCGGUGGAGGAAAUGACCGUCUAUUCGGCCUCAUCUGCAACGGCCUCGGACGCCCAGAAUGGAAAACGGACCCCAAAUUCGAAGUCAACGCCCAAAGAGUUGCAAAUCGAGUUGAACUCGACACUUUAAUAGAAACGAUUACACAGACGAAGACGACACAAGAAUGGCUGGAUGUUUUUGAAGGCUCUGGACUGCCUUACUCAGCUGUCAAUGAUGUGCAAGGGACCUUAAACCAUGAGCAUGUUUUGGCUAGAGGUAUGGUGAAGGAAAUGGAUCAUGAGUUCUGUGGUCCAAUCAAGAUGGUCAAUACGCCAGUGAAGUAUAGCGAAAGUAAACCAAGUAUUCGAACCGCCCCACCGAUGCUAGGCCAGCAUACGGAUGAAGUUUUGAAAGAAGUUUUGGGUUUGAGUGAAACAGAUAUAGAGUCGCUAAAAUCUGAAGGAGCUGUAAGAUAA
Molecule: messenger RNA, 1353 nt
Organism: Lachnellula hyalina
Lineage: Eukaryota; Fungi; Ascomycota; Leotiomycetes; Helotiales; Lachnaceae
Product: Succinate--hydroxymethylglutarate CoA-transferase
Exons: 5
Coding region: 1-1353 (450 amino acids)
Molecular function (GO): catalytic activity
Source: RefSeq, a predicted model, not a curated record